AAAGAGCGAGAUUACUCCGGGAAAAGCAGCUAAGAGAGGAGGCAGUUAGGGAAAAGGAAGAACUAGAGAGAAAAUUAGCACUAUUUCAGGAUGAAGCUAGGAUGGCAAAUGAUGCAUUAUUAAGAUCAGAAGAAACAGCAGACCUGCUAGCUGAGAAGGCUAAGAUAGCAGAGGAGGAGGCCAUGCUGCUGGCACAGAAAGCCUCGGAAGCAGAACAGGAGAUGAACAGACUACAAGUGUCUGCUCUCAGGAGCGAAGAAGAAAAGGUAGUUUUAGAACACAGGGUACGGGAGACAGAGCUCAUCGCCCUGAGAAUAGCCGAGGACUCGGAGAGGCGAGCCAAGGAGGCGGAGGAGCUGAAGGAACAGCUGAUCAAGGCCAAGGAGAAUGAGAAAUUUGCCAAAGAUAAGCUGAUAGAGCUGACUAGGAACCCUUUGAAUGACACUUUGGGCUCGGAGACAAAAACUGAACAAAAAAAGGAGCCCCAAUAUGGUUAUCCACAGUUUAACUACAUGACAGGGGACGCCAUAACGAACGAACACCUGCGAGAGUUGGACAUGAGAUUAGAACACGAGAUGUCCCUGUCCAUGGACAGUGCUGACAACUCCAUGGAGCUGCUAAGUGACAACGAUGUCGAACAGUUGUCCAGGGAAAUAGAAAAAGAAAGGAUGGAGUAUAUGGAAAAGAGUAAACAUCUUCAAGAACAGCUGAGCGAGUUAAAGAAAGAGAUUGAAGUCUUGAAGGAUGAAGACAAGGAGACUCAGUAUGACAAGUUACACAACAUCAACGUGGAGAUGGGAGAGACCAAAUACUCCACCCUGAAAAGA
Branchiostoma floridae (Florida lancelet) is the source of this 827-nucleotide messenger RNA. RefSeq names its product merlin-like. Gene Ontology annotation, cellular component: plasma membrane; apical part of cell; adherens junction. The record is from RefSeq and is a predicted model, not a curated record. Gene Ontology annotation, biological process: positive regulation of protein localization to early endosome; regulation of cell shape; positive regulation of early endosome to late endosome transport. Gene Ontology annotation, molecular function: actin binding; cell adhesion molecule binding. Lineage: Eukaryota; Metazoa; Chordata; Leptocardii; Amphioxiformes; Branchiostomatidae.